AUGGGCUUCCUUAGAGGCAUGAAGCAUCUGUUUGGGCAGCCAUUCCGAAACCUCUCGAUCCAGCAGCGACUCUUGCAGUUGUUCCGGUUUGCCUCUUCCAUCUUGACCGUGGCGUUUGCCAUAGCAUACUUGAUUCAGUUUUCAAAUAUAGACAGGGGUCACUUGGCUCGAAUAAACUGUGCCCACUUGGACGUUGCCUUGGGACUUUACAAAUCGUUGAGAACCUCCAUUUCUUCUACGGAUGUAAUAGGUGAAGGCUCAGACAUUUUACCUGUGCACACAGAGCUUACAGACUCAGAAAUCCACAUUUUGACCCAGUACACGGAGAAGCAGGUUGCUGACGCCGCUCAGUAUAUUCUUCUUGGUGCUGAUCAGUUUUGUAUGAUCACGUUUGAAUCGACUCAUAGUGCCACGAACCAUGUGGUGGAAAAAAAUGUCGAGACUAAUUGCAGGAAUUACGGGCCUGGUGGCUUGUUUGAUUAUCCUGAGAUCAUGCUGGAAGCCGGGCUCGAUAUCAUUUUGGCGUAUGCCUACGAGUCAAGCUACCAAAUCGACGACGAGUACGGUCGUCGCUUCCAGGCUCGAAACAAGAGGUUUCAUGUAAUAAAGGCGGUGAUGAUCUUUGAGGCAUUGGCGCAGCUGGUAAUUCUAAUGUAUGGUUUUGUUCUUUACAACAACAGAGGCGGCGCCAAAGAUCUUUCCAGUAUACCUAAUAUCACCCUUAAUGGACUUGCACUUUUAGCUCUUGGAGCAGGUGUUACCAUGAUCGUCGCAUCAUCCAUUGCUACUAAUGAGCUACGAUCGAUGCAGAAGGAGAUCUCCAAAGGUAUGUCGAGCUACGGUGUGGAGAUGGUGAUCGGAGAUACCUUCCUUGCCCUUGUGUGGUGUACAUUUGCAUUUGCCGUUCUUACCAUGUUAUCUUGGGCUUUACCCUUGUGGUGUUCCAACCCAAAUGAUGACGGUUACAACUCCGACGAUGAGACAACUUACCAGUAUCGUGAUUAUUCUGGUAAUGGUGACGGAGACACCUUUGUCGUGCAACCCUAUCAAGUCUCCAGGCAGCUCAAGCGCAACAAGACAAAGCAAUCUAUAUCUCGAUUAUUUGAUGAAACUGCGGCAUUGGCCGACGAUGACAAGAAUGUCACCUCAACGGGCACUCGUGGGUACCGUGACGAGGGGCCAUUUGCAUCGCCCGAAGACGCGGACACUGCCCAACAGCAUAACCCAUUUCAGCCAGAGAUGGUUGAGCUGAGCAGUCAUAUUCACAAUGAAACCGAGCUCCGAAGGUUGGGUGACACGAUACAGAGAAAGUUUUCAGGAAGACGUAAAAACUCCAAGCACAGAAGACAACCUCUGAGGGACUGGCUUCCAGAGAGGUCUGCCACGCAUGAUUUACUUUACGGAGACAACCAUUUCUCCAAUCACCAGUACCCACACUCUCUCCCUGGAAUCUCUGAGAAUGAUAAUCUUUCAAGAGCAUCGACACUCAAGAAGUUGGCCACAACCAAUCGUUCCAGAAGUGACACUGUAAAUGGGCUUCAGUCCCAGGCGCAUCAAAAUUUGCAUAUACCAAUGAGCCAACAUGGGCAUAAUGGCUCAGGCGACAAUAUAUCUGUUCUCGACGAGCAGGAAUUGCAACUUUUAGAUAAUGCUCAAUUCAUAAAUAAGAUUGUCUAG
This is a messenger RNA of Candidozyma auris, 1677 nucleotides long. It is a transcript of the gene ECM7, whose product is annotated as Ecm7p. Gene Ontology annotation, cellular component: cell cortex of cell tip; plasma membrane. The coding region runs from base 1 to 1677 and encodes 558 amino acids. Gene Ontology annotation, biological process: fungal-type cell wall organization. Lineage: Eukaryota; Fungi; Ascomycota; Pichiomycetes; Serinales; Metschnikowiaceae. The record is from RefSeq and is a predicted model, not a curated record. The transcript has a single exon.